This is a messenger RNA of Rubroshorea leprosula, 1954 nucleotides long. The record is from the annotation of a GenBank genome assembly. NCBI's taxonomy places the organism in Eukaryota, Viridiplantae, Streptophyta, Magnoliopsida, Malvales, Dipterocarpaceae.
AACGUGAUGCUUUGAAUCUCGUCUACCCAUCCAUCUCCCUGCAAGCUCCAACCCAGCUACCUUUGAUUCACUCCCAUGGAUGAACCGACGGAAACCCAACAAUCGGGGUCAACAAGAAGCUACUGGAGAUGGAGGAAGAAAGAUUUCUUCCCCGAAAGCUCGUUCCAGAACCUGGCUUCCUACAAAGCCGCAGUCUCCCAGACCUGCCCCCGCCUCUCAGACCGCCUACUGGCUCGCUCGUCUGAGAACAACGAGACUAUCACCCUCCAGAAGGUGAGCGAAAACCCAAUGCAAAAGUGCCUCAAUUGGUGGGACCUAAUGUGGAUGGCCUUCGGCUCGGUCGUCGGUUCUGGUAUUUUCGUGCUCACGGGGCAGGAAGCCCAUGACGACGCCGGUCCCGCCAUCGUUUUGUCCUACGCGAUUUCGGGUAUUUCCGCAUUGUUGUCAGUGUUCUGUUAUACGGAGUUUGCGGCUGAGAUUCCGGUGGCUGGUGGAUCUUUUUCGUAUCUCCGAGUGGAAUUGGGUGAUUUUGUAGCGUUUAUUGCUGCAGGUAAUCUUCUUUUAGAGGCAAUUGUAGGUGCUGCGGGACUUGGACGAUCCUGGACCUCAUAUUUUGCUAGCAUGAUUAGUAGUAAUUCUGAUUUUUUGCGGAUUAGGGUGGAUUCUUUAGCUGAAGGGUUUAAUCUCUUAGACCCAAUUGCGGUUGUGGUGCUUUUGGUUACUAAUGGGAUAGCCAUGAGUGGGACUAGAAGGACAUCUUGGUUGAAUUUGAUUACUUCUAUUCUUACUUUUAUGGUGAUCGUGUUUAUAAUUGUUGUUGGGUUUAUGCAUGCUAAAACUUCAAAUUUGGAGCCAUUUUUUCCAUAUGGGGCAAAGGGGGUUUUCACUGCUGCAGCUGUGGUUUAUUGGUCUUAUACUGGUUUUGAUAUGGUGGCAAAUAUGGCUGAGGAGACUAAAAGACCCUCUAGGGAUAUACCCAUUGGAUUGGUUGGUUCCAUGUCUGUAAUAACUGUGAUUUAUUGCUUGAUGGCUUUAGCGUUGGUCAUGAUGGUGAAGUAUAAUGAAAUUGAUGUAAAUGCAGCAUAUUCAGUUGCCUUUGCGCAAAUAGGCAUGAAAUGGGCAAAGUAUUUAGUCAGUAUAUGUGCACUUAAAGGAAUGACUACAAGCUUGUUGGUUGGUUCUCUUGGACAAGCACGGUACACAACUCAAAUUGCUAGAGCCCACAUGAUUCCUCCCUGGUUUGCUCUGGUUCAUCCAAAAACUGGAACCCCCAUAUAUGCUACCAUGUUGACAACAAUACUUAGUGCUAUUGUCGCGUUCUUCACUAGUUUGGAUGUUUUGUCAAGUGUUUUGUCAUUUACGACACUCUUCAUUUUUAUGCUUGUGGCUGUUGCACUGCUUCUCAGGCGAUAUUAUGUGACGGAUCUUACAUCAAAGAAUGAUUUGCUUAAGUUUCUUGUUUGUUUAUUUGUUAUUAUUGGUGCUUCAAUUGGAGUUACAGCGCUCUGGAAUUCCAACAAGAAAGGAUGGGUUGGAUACUCUGUGGUGACACUGUUCUGGUUGGCAGGCACUUUGCGAAUGGCAUUUCUUUCAAAGCAGCGUUUUCCAAGACUUUGGGGAGUUCCCUUGGUUCCUUGGCUGCCAUGUUUGUCGAUUACAAUGAAUGUGUUUCUUAUUGGAUCGUUAGGCCUUGUGGCAUUUCUUAGGUUUAUUAUUUGCAGUGCGAUAAUGGUAGGGUACUAUCUGCUUGUUGGUCUUCACGCAACUUAUGACAUGGCUCACCAGAAUGUAGAAGUGAAAAUUGAAGAGGGCAAAUAGACUUGCCGGGGGAUGAUUCAGUGAGUGGUAUAUUCGUGUAGCAUUUGAUGGUACUUUAUACAUUGUUAAUGUUGUUGAUGUUUCUCAAGAUGUUUUUUGAGAUGCUACAGUGAAAUAAUACAUAAUUAUUCAUGGA